CUAUAAAAGUUUGUAUAUGAAAAGCUGCAUAUAUGUGUAUACAUAACAUUUUAUAAAAUAAUGAAGAUUAGUCAAUAAUAAAAAGCAAGCCUCGACCAUACCUGCUCUACACCCACAAAUACCUCCUUACAUUGAUACUAAUAAAACUAUUUUGACAGAUCCAGUCUUGUACUGUAGUUAAUCUAAAAAAGAAAGCCAAGCAUAGCUGGAGGGCAGACGCUAGCAAAAGGAAUGCAUGACCAGGAAUGAGGAGGGUCAGCAUGCUAAAAAUUGGAAGUGAGCCAAAAUACAAGCAAGCUUCCUCACCUGCUUCCAAGCCUAUAAAUAGAUUGAAAACCCAAAGCAUUUCGCUCAUGCUCCCAAUUCAGUGCUGCCUACGUUAGACUUGACUGAACAACGAUUCUCAGAAUGCCAUCAAGAAUUUCGUACCAAUCCAGCAGCUCCGGCAGCAGGGGUUCAGGAUUCAGAGGGCUGGGGGCUGGUAGCGGGCUGUCAGCUAGUAUGUCCCGUAUGAGCCUAGGUGGAGGUGGUGGAUUGGUAGCAGGUGGUUUGGGCGUAGGAGGUAGUAUUGGGAUGGGAGCAGGUGGCCUUGGCAUGGGCAGUGGGUAUGGGCUUGGUGGUGCUAGCUUUGGGAUUGGUGGAUCUGGCAUGGGUGUGGGCUAUGGUCUUGGUAUGGGAGCAGCAAAUCUGGGCAUUGGCAUGGGUUAUGGAGGUGGCAUGGGUUCUGCUGGUGCCUUGUUGCCCAGCCCAGCUUUUGCCAUGGGCCGCACACUGACAGCAGGGGGACUGAGCCUAGGCUCUGCCCUGACUGCUGGGUCUUCCAUGCAUGCCCUUCCUCGUCCAAUACCAACCAGGGCAUCAGAGAAGCACACUCUGUCCGGCCUGAACGAUCGUUUCUCCAAUUACAUUGACAAGGUGCGAUUCUUACAAAAUGAGAACGCCAGCCUAGAAGCCCAGUUGAAUCAGUUGACUGGGGGGGCCUCUGUGACAUCUGAUUCCUCUGUUAGCGUCAACUACGAUGCCCAGCUUAAAGACCUCAGGGUCACCAUGGAGACACUCGCCUUGGAAAAUAUCAAAUUUGAGAUUCAGCUGGACAACAUCAGGGGAACCGCUGAGGAACUGAAAGCCAAGUAUGAUUUUGAAAUGGGAGUGAAAUAUCAGCUGGAGGCUGACAUUGCAGCCAUGAAAAGGGAUAUUGAAACCGCUUCAGACCUCCGCAUUGAUCUGGAGUCCAAGUAUCAAAGUCUUUCUUCUGAACUUGAUUUUGUCACCAAAACGCAUGAAGAGGAAUUGGCAAGCUUGCAGGUUAAACUGGGGACCACCACCAGUGACACCUCCUCUGUGUCCAUGAUUGAGGUGGAUACAGUCAAAUCAUUUGACCUCUCAACGGCACUGAAUAAGAUGAGAGCAGAAUACGAGAAAUCUGUCCAGCAACACAGAGAAGAGGCGGAAAGUUACUUCAAACUCAAGAUGGAUGAAAUUCAAAGUGUGACAGCCAAGAGCUCAGAGGCCAUUUCAGCAGCCAAGGCUGAAGUCUCAGUAGCACGAAAAGAGUUACAGACGUUGAAUUUGGAACUACAGUCUCUUCUCUCUGUGAAUUUCUCGUUGGAACAAAGCCUGGCAGAAGCACACGCACAGAGCAGUGUCGGGGUGGCUGAAUACCAAGCUCAAAUCACAAGUCUGGAGUCGGCCAUCGAAAUAGCAAAGGUGGACCUCCACAAACAGAUCCUGUCCUACCAGGAGCUUCUUGACGUCAAACUGGCUCUCGAUGGGGAGAUAUCCACAUACAGGAAGCUGUUGGAAGGAGAUGACUUGAAACUUCCAGACGUUGAAAUUUACUCAGGAACAUACAGUUUUUCAGUAUCCAAUGGUGGACUGCAAAAGAAAGAAAUGUCAAUCACUGCAGAAGAUAUAGAGACUUCUUCAAUCCCUUAAAACCAGCUGAUCAAGCUUCUUCACUAUGCAAUGAUGGGUGCCUUGAGACUGUCAAGUUACAAAGUCCUAAGAUUCUCUACGCAGCUUUUCUUUAGAAAUGUACUCCUUACUCCUUAUAUAUAUAUAUUACUCCUGAAUAAAAUCCCUCUGUCUUGCAUUAUAAAAAAAACCUGUGUCUUUGUCACUGUACUUUUUUCACAUUACCACCCGUGAAUCAACAUAAAUUAACACUGUAUGUGCCUUAUACUGCAAAUUGUAAGAUGGUUCUUGUACCACGAGUCAUUACUGAACUGGGGACAUUGCAAUGAAAGUCAUUUCAUUAUUACAUCUGUUUUCACAGAUCUACUUUGGUAUCCAGUUGAAUGUCAUACUAGAUUUUUGUCAAAAUAAAAGUG
Molecule: messenger RNA, 2330 nt
Organism: Polyodon spathula (Mississippi paddlefish)
Lineage: Eukaryota; Metazoa; Chordata; Actinopteri; Acipenseriformes; Polyodontidae
Exons: 9
Coding region: 409-1935 (508 amino acids)
Cellular component (GO): axon; plasma membrane; type III intermediate filament
Molecular function (GO): structural molecule activity
Source: RefSeq, a predicted model, not a curated record